AUGUCCUCGCAAAGCCAAAUAAUUCCGGCCCUGGGUCGUCCCUUUGACCUUGGCAUGCUUUAUGAUCGCCGUUCAGACCAGCUGAUUAUUGGGAAAACAUUGUGGUCUCUGGAUCAUCAGGGUCAGGCCGUUAACACGAUAACCAAACCGUACACCAACUCAGAAGUCCUUGCCGAAGACACAAUUGACGAUAAAACAAGUGCUCUCAAUAUUAAAGGAGGCAUUAAAUUGAGUUUGCUUUGGGGUUUAAUUAACGUUCAAGGAGCAGCGAAAUACUUAGAUGACAGAAAGACAUCAAGUCACCAUUCUCGCGUUGUUCUGAAGUAUGAGACAACAACUGAGUUGAAACAGCUGACCAUGGAACAUUUGGGACCAGGAAAGGUGCAGUAUCCAGAGGUGUUUGACCAAGAUAUUGCCACUGAUGUAGUGGUUGGAAUUCUGUAUGGAGCCAAUGCAUUUUUGAUCUUUGACCAGGAAGUUUCCAAAGAUGAAUCCUUGAAAGAGGUGCAUGGAAAUAUGGAAUUACUGGUGAAAUCCUUGCCUGGUAUCUCUAUAGACAUACCUGAAGACCAGAAGAAGAAUACAGAGAAAAUGCAUUGCAAGAUGUAUGGAGAUUUCAGAACAGAAGAAAGUCCAACCACUUACGAAGAAGCAGUGAGAGUCUACAAACAGCUACCAUCAUUGAUUGGGGACAAGGGUCAGAACGCAGUUGCUGUCCAAGUAUAUUUACUCCCGCUCAGUGACAUCGAUAGCAAGGGGCAACGAAUGGUGAGAGAAAUCAGUGCCAAUUAUAUGAGCAAGACAUGUGAGAUUCAAGAGCACAUACAGUGUAUCGAGUCUAAGUGCAGCGAGUUAAUGAGAGAGGAUGUUUGUUCGUCGUUCUCUCGAGUCAAGAAGCAAUUAUCAAGUUUCAAAAGUAAUAUCUUGCGCUACAAGAUCUUUCUCCAGAAGAAGUUGUUGCCUUUGCUUCCCAGCAUAAGAGGAGGCGGAGCAGAAGAAUCAGCACUUGGCGAUAUCUUUGAAGAAAAAGAGCGUUCCCCUUUCUCACAAACUCGCAUUGAUGCUUGGAUCGUGGAAAAAGAGAAAGAGAUGAAGAGAUUGCAAAGUAUUAUCGCUUUCUUGGGAGACACUCCUUUUGUUAGCCCUGAAGAUGUAGAAAAUGAAGCGUUCGACCCAAGCAAUGAGCACGUUGUGUGCUGUACAUUUAAGAUUGGAAAGGAAGACGAUCCUCAGAUUUUGAGUAUGGAUGCGUACCUCACAGGAAAAGUUCUGCCCGAGUUGAAGAGAAAGGCAUCAUCAGGUACCGCUGAGAAAAAUGUCAAUAAAAGAAUGCGCCAGACACUGAAACAGUUCUCAGAACUGAAAUCUGCAAAUGAAGAUCACAAAAAAGUGAAGUUUUUCGCCACAGAGGAGUGUCUGUCUGACAAUUUCAGUGGAAAUCCGGGAGCCUUCAUCUAUCUGUACGAGGAGGGCGAACUAGAAAAUGAUGAUUUUAAGGUAUCACCAAAGCCAGAAAACCUAGAAGCAGAGAGAGUGCGAGACGAUUCAUUCGAACUUGGGUGGAAUGAUCCGCACUGGAGCGAGAACAAGAUUGAAACGUACAAAGUUCAGUGCAAAAAGAAUGAAGCCAACUCCGACUGGAUCACUCAGUACACACUGUGUGGAAAGGAAGCUAAGAAAACUGCUACCAUAUCUGGACUUCAACCAGCUACCAACUAUCUGGUACGAGUAUGCGCUGUGAGGCAGAUUGUGGUUAGCCAAUGCAGUAAUACUUUGUCUGCAACUACCAAACCAACAAGUCCGCCUGGUAAGCCAACCUUUGAAGCUGCAACGACUGACACCAUAACCAUUGCAUUCACUAAACCCAAAAGUAUUGGACAGGGAGUUAAUAUUGAAAAGUACAAGAUUGCAUGGAUAUUCAAUUCCCAACAGAUGGAACAAUUCCUGCACUACACAGAAGAUGAGUCGCUGACUUGCACAAUCAAGGGACUUCAAGCAGGAGUACCCUACAAUUUCAGUGUUACCGCGAUUUGUGGUAGCGAAGGAGACAGCAACGCCAGUGACCUUAGUAAUCCACUGCAAACAAUGUUACCUCCGACAAAAUUUGAUACAAGCAGGAUCCUUGCCUGCUGCAGCCUUGUUCAACCACCCGACAAUGGAAAGCCAGCGGUGUACACUCUUCCUCUAAGUGUCGAGUACGAAGACAGCCGCGGUCAAUUGCGAAAGUUUGUUAUCAAUCUUCGAGAGAAAGGGGUGCAGUUACAGGGUAAAUUUAAGACCGUUCCUGAGAAAGUGAUAAUGGUUGUUGGGUCUGUGGGUUCUGGCAAGACAACCAUGGUGAACGCUAUGAUCAACCAUGUCGUUGGAGUACAGUGGAAGGAUGACUUUCGUCUCAAGAUGAUCCACGAGCUCGCUAGCAACCAAGGGGCAGGAACAAUUGGAAGUCAAGCACACAGUCGAACACAGUUCGUAUCUUGUUACACUCUACCGUACAUGGAAGGAUUCAAAAUACCUUACAACCUCACUAUCGUCGACACUCCGGGCUUCGGAGAUACAAGAGGAAUUAAGCACGACAAAGUGAUCACCGAACAGAUCCGUAGAUUCUUCAACGCGAAGGGCUCGGAAGGCAUUGAUCAUGUUGACGCCAUCUGCUUCAUGGCUCAGCGGGCUGGUAAUGCGACGCUCACUGCAACACAGCAGUAUGUUUUGGGCAGAAUUCUGGCCAUGUUCGGAAAAGAUAUGAAGAAGAAUGUCUUCGUGCUCUCUAUCUUUGCUGAUGGUCAAAAGCCUCGAGCCCUGUCAGCAAUGCUAGCAGCCGGAAUCCUAGAGGAUGAAAGUAAAUUCUUCAAGUUUAAGAACAGCGCCCUGUUUUUCGCUGACUCUGGUGAAGAUGACGAAGACAACUUCGACAGAAUGUUUUGGAGAAUGGGAAUCAACAUUUUUGAGAGGUUUUUUCAAGGCUUGGCCGAGAUGGAACCAAAAAGUCUUGUCCUUACCAAGCAGGUUUUGGAUGAAAGAGCUCAGCUGGAAGUUCGACUCAGUGGUUUGUGGGAGAAGAUUGAGCAUGGAGUAAACAAACUGAGCGACCUGCAACAGUUAAAGAGAAAGCGCAAUCAACAUGCAGCCGACGUGAAUGCCAACAAGAACUUCAAGUUCACUGUUCAAGAAGCAAUCCUCGUAAAUGGCGCAUAUCGCUAUGUAACCGUGGAAAAGGAGAAUCACGAAAUCAGAGAGAGGUUCAAUACAGCGGUUAAAUGCCACAGCAAGGUAGAGGCUUUGAUCAAGCAAGUAGAGGAGGAUUUUAAUAACACCAAUCGCAUUGUAUUGAACUUGGUGGCCGAAAUACAACGUGGUUUAAAGAAGUUGUCAGAAAUUGCCCUUAAAAAGGAUCCACUACAACAAGUGAACUACUUGAAUUUGCUCAUAGAAUCUGAGAAAUCAGGAGCAAAGCCUGGUUGGCAAGAUCGCGUAGAAUCUUUGCAGAAAACAAGGGAUGAGGCAGUCGAAAUCAGUUGUCUGGGAAAGCCUGGGUUCGAUCCGUGGGAAAAAUAUCGAGAGAACGAGGAGACUCGUCAGUUCUUUCAGAAGCAAACUGAUGAGGCUCAAGGAGAACAAAACGCAAAGAAGGCAGCAAGUAAAGCAAAGAAAGCCUUCUCUGGCUAAGAAAAAGAACGAGUCGGAACAUUUUAAGCAAGGAUUAGUUCGCUAUGCCUCGAAAAAAGAACUGGGGGACCAGUAAAGUUUGCUGAGUAAAACACGGAUUUGGACAACUGGAGUAAUUAAGCUAUUUACUUGAUUAUCGACACUGAGGAGGGCUCGGAUGACACUUAAAAAAACCAAAAGCUGGAAAUUCAGCGAGGAACAUACAGUGUGUAAAGCUUAGUGAAAGUCUUUUAUGUUACAGGGGAGUUUUACAUAUUUUUGCCUAAUUUGGGGAAUAUAUAAUCAUCGUGUGUUAUUCUGAAAUCUUUUCUCAGGGGCACCCAACGACGGUUUCCUCCAAAAUACGUUGAAAACACUUUUCAGGCUAUCCAGAGUACUCUUAGUUCUCUAGAAAUGCAUUCUAAGUGGCCUUCAAUUUUUAGCUGUUCGGUCAUCCUAGGAAAACUUAAGCCUUUUCGAAGUUACAAGGGCUUCAGUAUUAUUUUUCCCAAAAUUUUAGGCGCAAUUUAGUGUUUCACGAAAGUGAGAAUUUUUCUGAUUUCUUUCUCAAUCACAUUUUAGAAUCCGAAAAUUUUAAGUUUCCUUUUUCUAACAAAAAUAAUUUAACCUGGUUAGUAAAGUAGGAAAAAUAAAACUUCAGAAAAUCUUAGGGAAUUUAUUAGAUGAGCUUCGAGAAUUGAACUUGAAUGGAACGUUCAUCUAGAAAUUUUUAGCCGUCCUCAAGCAAAAGAAAAUUCUACACAAUACUUGCUUCUCCGAACAGACAUUUUACAGAAAACAGUCGUUGGGUGCCCCUGUUUUCUUAAGGUUAUUAAAUUUUUUUGGAGCGGAAGCUUUGCGUGGACUGCAGGAUAUUAGAGAAGUAAUAUAUCAUUCAAGAAGAGUUUAUUUGAUUAAUCUUUUCAUGUGGCCACGCCUGAAGGAUAUACGGUGUUGGUUUUCAUCACGAUAGCGAUUCAAAACUCCAUUUCGCUGAUUAUCUAGUAGAGAAUUUAAUCAACGAAAACGGCAAUUGCAGCGAGAACGUCAUCUUAAAAUCUUAUUAGUAGUAAUGAUCUCUUCGCGAGUAUUUCAACCUUUAAAUUAAUCAAAGCAGUGCUGCUUGCCCAAGAAUGAAACUCGUAUUGACGGCACUUACUUGGCGGGAGAAAACCUCGUGUACUGAGGUUUGUCACAAAACGUUAAAUUUGGCCUUUUUACGUUGUCGUUUUGCAGGAAACAACAAGAUGUACUAACAUUCAAAACGCACGUGCAGAGCGUACAAAGCUGUUCUAGUUUUGUCAUUAUAUAUGCAAAUUUAUAUAUAUGCUUACAUGGUGCUGUAGACAUUCUAGAAAAUAUUUGUUGAAAAAUGUCAUCACCUAAUUAACUGUAGCAUCCCGCCAGACGCAUAGCCUGCGUGGCAGGCCAGGCUACCAGACGCACCACGCGCGACACCCAGUAUGUAUUGUUUUCAAUUUUUCAUAUGUCUCUGAUUGUAACCGUUUUUCUGGCAGUUGCCUGAUGAUUGCUUCCGAUGAAGCAUGAAACUCUGUUGGCACAGAUUUUAGGAAAUAUGUAAUGAACAUUUGGUGUGUGAAUUUAUUGCGUGUUAUUCGGAAUUUUCAAUUGCGUGAACCUUUUUGGAGUGAAAUUUGAAUUUUGAAUUGUGUGAACUGUUUAGAGUGAAAGCGUGAAUUACAUUUACCAUAUUUACGGGAGAGUUAGGUUGAUAAGGCCCUAAAAAUACGUGAUCUGGUCUCGAAGACCUUUUUAGUAGACACAUGCGAGUAUUUUCUAGGAAUAAGCACGCACGAAAAAGUGCUCACAUGAAACUCGUAAUGUGCUAAGACCCGCCCUUUUGUUAACUUUGCGUUGACCUUCGUUUUCUUGGUCAACUUAAUUACUUUUGCCUCGUAGUUAUGAAUGACUUUUGUUUAGUUAAUCGACCUGAACAAAUGACUCGAGUUGUUUUAAGUACAAUUUGAUCUUGCGUUAUGUCAUAGUCUGACAAUCUUUCAUAAAACUAAUAGUACCUCAGAGUGAGUUAAGAUUAUAAAUCUUAGUCCUUAACCGUGGUAUUUUUACCAUUUUGAACUGUGGAACCAGUUGGUUCCAUCCUGGAAAAGAACAAUGGAAUUCUUGUUUUAAUUAAGUACUUAACUUAAGUUGUUUACGACACAGGUUAAUUAAACUUUGCUCUUUAAGAGUUUGCUAGUGAAAAAAACAGAUCACGUUCUAAGAGUAGAACGCAACUAUUUCAGAGAAUCCGCGGUGGUUGGUAUAAGAAUUUGUCCAGUGCUAAACUUUGUCGAGUACGAAACUAGGACUGGUUUCUUAAUCCCUGAAAAGAAGCCGCUGUUGCUAUGAACUCGCCGCCGAAAUAAUAGUUAUCCAUCUAAACCAAUGACGGUGCGUUGUCAGAAUUGAUGCGUUGUAUUAACAAGUAUACGUUUUGCGCAAGAGCGUCACUCUGUACUUGGACCUCAUGCAUCACAGACAUUAAAGCUUUCUCUCCUGAUAGUGUUGUCAAGUCUCUAAAUCUGUCCCGUAACAACUCUGAGUAGCAAUUAAAUGUCUUGGAUCAAAUAAUCCAGCUCUUCAACUACAUUAUUAUCUACAGUCGAACCUCUCUAAUACGGACACCGACGGGACAGUGCGAAGUGUCCGUAUUAGAGAGGUGUCCGUAUAAAAGAGGUUACCCAGGUUACCAUGAUAACGUCACCUUUCUGACUCUGCUUACAGUUUUAAGUGUUCAGUAGCUAAAGCCAGGCUCACGAUCGUCUUUAAACUGUAUUUAAAGUUAUUAAUUCACAUUACAAUGACACUGUCUUUCUUUAAAAUACAACAUUGUGCUUCUCAGCUAAAGACAAACUACUGUUUUAAAACGAAACGAGCUACAGCGCAAUGUUGCAUGUAAAAAGUCACGGUAACGUAAAGCACAAUUCUGAAGGCGUCUUUCGCUAUUUUGCAAGUGCGGUAGACAGUGACUAGUGUACAAAAUGAAAUAGAAAGAUCUUUAUGCUAUCUGUAGUUAUUGAAGUUUUAAAAAAAUCGGGUAAUCUAUGUUCCUUUGUACACCUUUCGCAAAUCGUUGUUUGAUAUACAGCGACUUGGCUUUCUAUAACCUUGCAUAACUCAUCAGCCAGACUAGACGGGAUUCACCCUGUGCAGAUUCACCCGAUCGGGAUUCGAGAUUCCACUUAUCACCGCAGAGUCUGUAAUAAAGAGGUUAAGUUUAUAUGAAUUUACUCUCUGGGGCCGAGAUUUAGUGUCCGUUGUCCGUAUUAUAGGGUUUUCUUAAAAAAAAAUUAUGAGAAUUUUGUCGGGACAUUGGGAACUGUCCGUAAUAGAGAGGUGUCCGUACCGAGAGGUUCGACUGUAUUGCUCUAUUGAGCAUUCUAACAACCGAUGAGGAUUAGGAUUUCAACUCAAUAUUUGGUUAUAUAUCUGACUGAACUUAAGAAAACAUGGCUUCAGUGAGUGUCUACAGGUCCUGUGCUAAGUGUGUCGUUGGUACCAAGACUUUGGCCCUCCCCACCCAGGACAAUGGGUGACUGUCUGCACCUCCCACUGAGCUCUGCAAUUAUCAUGAUAAUUACUCUCAGCAGAGGCCUGAUGCAGUUGGGCAAAUUAACAACAAGGUAACUUGCCAGUCGAAGCCUCUACUGAACACUGCUGCUUACUGAAGGGGUUGUGUCAAAACAGCCCCCUCCCUACCCCACUAGCUUUGACCCCCAGGCCUGAUCCACCCACCCACUGUUAGGGCAGUCCCUGGACUAUCCAGCUGUACCGACCAAGACGGCAAACCCCCUACUUUUUUGGACACCAGACUGGCCUGGAGCCGGGUUGCGGCCGACUUUUAAGCGAUCUAUGACGAAAUUAGUUGCUCCUUGUGAUUACACAUGAAUUAAUAUAACGAACAUGUUUAUCCUAAUCUAACUGAUCUUUAACCCUGUCUCAAGUAAAUUGUUACCAAGGACCUAAAAACGGCCGUCUCAUCAUUAGUUUAGGUCUUUCAGAAAUAAUUGGGCUUACACUGGACUGUUAAGCCGUAAAAAUGAUUUGUGCAGUUUGUAGUCAGUACAAUUGCCGAACAUCUUUAUGACUUAGGUCAGAUUCCUGAGUGUGGCUUUAACUUGGCCUCUAACAAAUUUACUUUACUUUGUGGAAAGUUUUUUUAAAGUUUUUGGUUCUGGGCAAUCUGACGUGCGCUCAGGAAAGUCGAUGACUUCGUGUUGCGUGGUGAACGCGAACAUGGACUCAGGGGAACCAGGUAGUCAAUACUGCAUGACAAAACAUGGAUCUUCUUACCCUCAGAUGGUCUGCGGAUUGCGC
Molecule: messenger RNA, 7980 nt
Organism: Porites lobata
Lineage: Eukaryota; Metazoa; Cnidaria; Anthozoa; Scleractinia; Poritidae
Source: the annotation of a GenBank genome assembly